AUGGUAAUUAUGCCGAACGAUUGUUUGACGAAUAAGAGUUUUAUGUCAACGAAAAAAUGUAUGUUCAAUUUGAAACGGUCGAGGAGAAAGUUCACAAUAAUGAUUUAUAUUUUAUCGAAAAUUUAUCAGAAUAUAACAACGCAUAACGCUUGUACGACCAGGGAAUUGUAUUAUGGAAAUACAAUUUUAUUCCAGAACAAUUUGAAUGUUCGUAAAGCUCUUAUCAACAUAUGCUGUUUGUUGGGUACUACGUCUUGGAACCUUGGCAUCACACUUACUUCUAGUGGUUUAGUUGCUGGCGAUUUGAUUGUACAUUUGUGCGACGGUGAAAUUAUAGAUUGUUCAAUAACUCCAGAGGGCGUUCAAAUACCUCAAGAUAUUUUAUCAAUCCAGCACUUCCAAACAAACGCUAAAUAUAUUUUAAUAGUUGAAAAAGACGCGUCAUUUCAAAAAAUGCUCAAUGAAGGUAUCAUGAAAGUACAAAACAAUCAUUAUCCAUGCAUAAUGAUAACUGGAAAAGGAUUUCCCGACAUUAAUACAAGGUUAUUCGUUAGGCAGCUAUAUAUCAAAUCGAAUCUACCAAUACUAGCUUUAGUUGACGCUAACCCAUAUGGCAUUGAAAUCAUGUGCACUUAUAGAUUUGGAUCAAAAGAAAUGGCACACCAAAAUGAAAUGUUAUCUGUGCCGUGCAUAAAAUGGUUGGGCGUUCACCCUUCAGAUAUAGUGUCGUUAAAUCUUCCAACUACUCCAUUGAGCGUACUAGACCGACUAAAAAUCGAAUCUCUUUUAAAAAGACCUUACAUACGUUCUAAUCAUCAGAUUUUGCAGCAGCUUUUAGCCCUGAAGUACCUAAAUAAGAAAGCUGAAAUCGAGUCCUUAACCACGUUCACGUCAAGUUAUCUCACUGGAGUGUAUAUCAAAGAGAAAUUGCUCAGUCAUGAAUUUUACUGA
Molecule: messenger RNA, 951 nt
Organism: Adelges cooleyi (spruce gall adelgid)
Lineage: Eukaryota; Metazoa; Arthropoda; Insecta; Hemiptera; Adelgidae
Gene: mei-W68
Product: meiotic recombination protein SPO11
Exons: 7
Coding region: 1-951 (316 amino acids)
Biological process (GO): meiotic DNA double-strand break processing; reciprocal meiotic recombination; meiotic DNA double-strand break formation
Cellular component (GO): nuclear chromosome
Molecular function (GO): ATP binding; DNA binding; DNA topoisomerase type II (double strand cut, ATP-hydrolyzing) activity
Source: RefSeq, a predicted model, not a curated record